Ectocarpus sp. CCAP 1310/34 is the source of this 3179-nucleotide messenger RNA. NCBI's taxonomy places the organism in Eukaryota, Phaeophyceae, Ectocarpales, Ectocarpaceae. The record is from the annotation of a GenBank genome assembly.
AUGGCGGAGCAAGACCUCGGGAGUCUUCUCGCCCCUCUCCCCCCCUCGCCCAUCAAAGGAAAUGCAGACUUGGACGCACGGGCGUGUACCGAGGGCGAGGGCAACCAGUACAAGGAGGAAGUGCCCGCCACCAAAGCAAACCGCUUGUGGUAUCAAGGGCACUCGGCGUUGACGGUGUUGAAGGAGGAGCGGAAGCGCGACCUGCGGCAACUGGAACUCACGCAGCAGGCGAAGAGCUUGUCGGAUGAGUCGUACACGACGAUUCCAGCGGUGAAGGCAGCAGAGGCCAAACGGUUUGAGCUGUUGAACGAGGCCUCGCGUCGUCGACACGAGUCGUCGCUCUUGCGGAUCGCGGCAAGACUCAGGGACUUUCGGGGGCACGGUGGUUCCGAGCGAGAUUCAAGGGGGGUGCACGAGAGGGACUGGAUCACGUCGGAAGAGGACCUCAAGGAUGAGCUCAUCAAGUGGAUGAGGACACAGGAGCGCCUUACGGUGAACCUUCCCGUGUCCAUGGCCACAACCCACUCCUGGAUGAUCGUGCCGGGGUGCAAGUACGAGCGGGCUACGAAGUCUUUCUACACGGACGGCCACGAGAAGAAGGACGUGGUGGUGUACCGCGGCAAGUACAUCGACGUGAAGCGGAAGCUCGCCCUUCGGCAACCGUUGUGGGUGCGAGUUCAACGAGACACUCUGACGCCGGAGGAGCUUCAGCGGCUUGACGGCAUCAAAGGUCCGGCGGAGGAGUUCGGCGCAGAGGNACCAGGUGAACCUUCCCGUGUCCAUGGCCACAACCCACUCCUGGAUGAUCGUGCCGGGGUGCAAGUACGAGCGGGCUACGAAGUCUUUCUACACGGACGGCCACNGGUGAACCUUCCCGUGUCCAUGGCCACAACCCACUCCUGGAUGAUCGUGCCGGGGUGCAAGUACGAGCGGGCUACGAAGUCUUUCUACACGGACGGCCACGAGAAGAAGGACGUGGUGGUGUACCGCGGCAAGUACAUCGACGUGAAGCGGAAGCUCGCCCUUCGGCAACCGUUGUGGGUGCGAGUUCAACGAGACACUCUGACGCCGGAGGAGCUUCAGCGGCUUGACGGCAUCAAAGGUCCGGCGGAGGAGUUCGGCGCAGAGGUUUACGAUUGCGUGGUAGAGGGGCGCGAGAGCAUCGAGUUCCACGUCGAUCUCGUGCGGGACAACGACUCCGUCGAUCGAUUCGACGCUCUCCGUGCUGAACUUGGACCGGAAGGGGGGCACUUCAGCGCGUAUGCGCGCGAGGGCAAGGAGUGGGUUGUCCAAGGGGUACGCGGCUUACGGAAGAAAACCGAGGGCCCGGGAGAGAUGGUGCCUGCAUUUCAAGAUGAGAGGCACGGCUUUGGCUUGCCGUUGACGGACGACGUGCUCCAGGCGGUGAACGCGCGUCGCAAGGAGAAGGGCAAGGAAGUCCUGACACAACGCCCUGACCUGCGGUUUCUCCAGUACUGGAAGAACAGGGAUGGAUACCGAGGAUACGACGAGUUCAAGGAACAGAUCGAGGACGUCUUGGACGUCUUAAACGUCUUCGAACCCGACAUGCAAGUGGUGGUUGAGAUCGACCACUCUUCGGGGCACACAAGGAAGCGGGAGGAUGGAUUGCAUGUGGGGAACAUGAAUGUCAAGUACGGGGGGAAGCAAAAGGUGUUACGGGAUACAGUCAUUACAGAGUGGUGUUUGGGACCGGAAGAGGGGAAGAUGUACCUCUCCAACGGCAAGUGGAGCACGGAGUUCCCCGAGGGGGCAGAGGUCUACGACAUGAAGCUCAAGGUUGGCGACACGCAGACCAGCACGUUUGCGGAUGGUUCUCCACCUCCCUUUUACGAGUGGGAUGCGCCGGGCAAGGAUGUGAAGGUCGCGCGCAAGGCGAAGCGAAAGAGCAAAGCGGGAGCGGGGGUUGGUGCAGGCGAUGAAGGGGCGGCUGAUGGGGCUGGAACAAAGCCUAGGGAAAAGAUUCAGGAAAGGUACGAAGGGAAGGCACAGGGCUCGAAGCAGUCCCUGGGGGAACGGGGAUGGUGGAAAGAGGGGAUGAAUGCGUCAGUGGGGAUCGCUGACGAGAAGAACAUCGAGAAAGUCUUGCAGGCACUGACGGCUUUAGAGAGUAAGAGGACGGCGCUGCAGUACUUGGCCGAGAGCAGGGGACACAUACUUUUGUUGUCUCCGUAUCACCCAGAGGUAGCGGGGGUAGGGAUCGAGUACUCGUGGGGGUUUUCCAAGCAGAGGUUUCGGCGGAAGUACAACGACGAAGUCCCGAAGCACUUGCACGCCAACAUCGAAAAAUCGAUGUGCACGAAAAAGGAUUUGACGAUCGGUCGGGUGCGAGGCUUCGCCCGGCGUACACGAGACUACUGCCGAGCUUAACGCGAAAUACAGCUGGGUGCAGUAGACGGCCAGGGUCUAAAGCUGGUCGAGAAAAUGCGCGACACCCAAAAGGCUCACCGCAACAUACUGGACAUGGAGCCUCGGUAACCUGGUUGCCGAGUUCACGAAGUGAAUUGGCUUGUUUUACAACGUCUUUGCCAAACGACGAAAACCGAAUCCCGAUGGCAAACACCGGGGGGGGCGGCUUGUUUUACAACGUCGUUGCCAAGCGACGAAACCCAAUCCCGAUGGCAAACACCGGGGGUGCACCGGGGGGGGGGUACAUUGUACUGUAGAGAGUUACAUACACAUGUUGUUGAAGAUUGUAUAGUUGUAUAUUUUACGCAGCGUGGGUAUUGUCGUUGGCUUUGCAUUACAGGUAUAGCAUCGGUGUGGUUGUGUGCAAACCAUCGAGCGGUGCUACCGUGAAAACCUGCUUUUUUUCCGGUCGAGUUGAGACAUAUUUGUUUGAGUUAGUGCGCGCGCAUUUUGGCGUCGUGAGCUUUAAAUACAUGUUUCACAUCAUCACGCCCAGUAGGUACAACUCAUGUACGUCAUGGGCUGGAAGGCAGCGCCAGUGUGGCUCCUCCCAACUACACCGCUUUCGCACACGUCUCUACGAUUCCUAGACCCCUCAUUUUCCUAUAUAAAUGGUGGGCCCUUCCACCCAGGUUCUGAGGCCAGAACAAAAUUCUGGAUUUCCCGCGCGGUUUUUCGAACUAGAACCUGAAAGUUUGAGACGGUAUCUGCAUGAGUACAACAAAACCCAAAGCCACUGCGCCAUUUGGAUU